Messenger RNA from Eublepharis macularius, 1799 nucleotides. It is a transcript of the gene TMEM45A, whose product is annotated as transmembrane protein 45A. Bases 100 to 927 code for a protein of 275 amino acids. The transcript has 6 exons. The record is from RefSeq and is a predicted model, not a curated record. Lineage: Eukaryota; Metazoa; Chordata; Lepidosauria; Squamata; Eublepharidae.
CCUAGGCUGAUGUCAGUGGAAGUUCCCAAGUGCGCGCACGCACGCAUACAAAAGUUGCAGAGAAACAGACUGACUGCGAUUUUUGCACAGUAGAGAAGGAUGGGAAAUUUUAAAGGUCACGCUCUUCCAGGGAGUUUUUUCCUCCUCUUUGGCUUGUGGUGGUCUGUGAAAUAUCCGUUGAAGUACGUUUGUCGAAAGAAAAAGAACACUUCUCCCCUUGGUUCCAAAGCAGGAUUUCAGCGCUUAGAAUUUACUGAAGGCAUCAUCAAAGCGGUAUUUGCCCUUAUUGGUAUGAUAGCUGAGCAGUUUGUUCCUGAUGGACCUCACCUGAAGCUAUAUAAUUAUGAAAAGAAACAAUGGGAUCACCUCAUGAACUGGCAGCAUGCUACCAUGUAUCUCUUCUAUGGCAUCUCAGGGCUGGUGGACAUUGUGGCUCACAGCACUAAUGUGUUACCAGUAGCCAUGGACAGGAUGAUGCUUUCGCUAGCAGUUUUUGUGGAAGGUUUUCUGUUUUAUUAUCAUAUUCAUGGGCGAGUGAUGUUGGAUUUCCAUGUUCAUCAGUUACUCCUAGUAGCCAUCUUUGGAGCAGCAGUCUGCAUAUUCCUGGAAAUCUUCUUCCGUGGCAUUAUAGUCCUUGAGAUGUUGCGAACAAGCCUCUGCAUAUUGCAAGGGAGCUGGUUUUGGCAGAUUGGAUUUGUACUUUAUCCUCCAAGUGGGAGUCCAGAGUGGAACCAAAUGGAUCACAAUAACAUGAUGUUCCUUACAAUGUGCUAUUGUUGGCAUUAUGCGUUUGCGCUUCUAAUAAUGGCCGUGAAUUAUACGGUCGUGAGCUGGGUAGUUCGUUCAAAAAUGAAACAGGCCCCAACCAUGGAAAUCGGAUUGCUGAAAAUGUCUGAGCGUGACCAGGAGUCAGAAGAUGAGAUCUAGUUUCGCAUACAUAUUUUCUUAUAGCUGUGCUUUCUCAUUAAGCUGCAUUGGCACUCUAUGCCAACCCAUUUUGGCUUACAGCAUCUGUCUGUAUACCGUCUAUCAUGUACUGUAAUUCCACUUGAUAUUAUUUUUAUAUAUAGUGAAUUUCAUGGACAUUAAUUUAUAAAACUACCAUUAGUACUUUGUUUGUCCCCUACUUGAAGUGGAAAGAAAACAUUCUACUGUUGGGUUGGCCAGGGCUGACGUUGUCAGGUGAAAAUCAAUUCAGGUCUAGUAACAGAGAAUGGGGUAAAUGGAGAAUUUUGACACAUGGUGUUGAACAGAAACCCACAACUGUUGCAGACGACUGAUAGUAUACCUCUUAAAACCACAUAGACUAUUGAUAAACUGUACAGAUCUGUUUUGAAGUGUACCGAAAACGAUUCCCUUCUAUAACUUUCAAACUGUAUAUGUUGCAAAACUUGCAGCUAUGUUACCUUAUCCUGUAUUAUUUAUUACCAUGCUCUAACUGCCCAAAGGAUAGCAGAAAAAGCCAGUGUGCAGAAUCACUGAGCAUCACUAUUAAGAUAAUAUAUUGUAAUUCUGGUUUGCCAAAUAAUUUAGGUGCCAUGUGGGCUUUGUUGCUCAUCUGCAGCAGAUUCAUUUACUUGUAUAUAAAAAUUACAUAUUGCAUACUUAAUUUAGAUGUCUAUCUAAAGGCACCUUCUACUCAGAAUCCACUCUGUGUUUAGUGGACAGAAUGUUGGAUUUAGAUCAGAGAACCUGAAUUAAAAUUCCUACUUGACCGAGGCUUGGCAAAAGCUCAGUGGUAGAGACAAUGAGACUGAUUCAGUAUAAGGCAGCUUUGUGUGUUCAUGUGAAGCAUCAUC